AUGGACGACGCAGCGUCGCCGUGCCCCGUCCCGAGUAGCAAGCUCUCGGCGGGCAGCGAGUACGCCACGCUGACUCCGUUGGCACCGAUGUCGUACACCGCGGUUCCUCAAACGCAUCAGCACGUCGAGCAGUCGGCCGCAUUGUACCCGCAUCACCAGCAGCCGAUGGCGGCGACUGUGGCAGUGUUCCCGACUUUCUUCUGCGGUGGCGCCGUCCCGGAGAUGACAUCAACGACAUCGUCGCUCGAGUUGCAGGACCUGCCGCCCGCCGUGACCGGCGUACCGUCGCCCGACUUCUCGGUCAACUCCGACUCGGACGACUCUUCGUCGGACAAGGUUCGGCACGUGAACGACGGAUUUGAGCGACUGCGUAGUCGACUGCCUCUUCCGCCACGAGACAAGGAUCGCCGGCUGAGCAAAGUUGAGACGCUGCGCUAUGCCAUCAGUUACAUCAGGCAUCUGCAAAGGCUGCUGGGACUGAUUGAUGAUGACGACGAUGAUGAAGAUUGCGAGAACAGCCGAUGCCACCGAUAG
Molecule: messenger RNA, 534 nt
Organism: Rhipicephalus microplus (southern cattle tick)
Lineage: Eukaryota; Metazoa; Arthropoda; Arachnida; Ixodida; Ixodidae
Biological process (GO): regulation of transcription by RNA polymerase II; developmental process
Molecular function (GO): protein dimerization activity; RNA polymerase II transcription regulatory region sequence-specific DNA binding; DNA-binding transcription factor activity, RNA polymerase II-specific
Source: RefSeq, a predicted model, not a curated record